AUGGACCGAGAUGUCAGCCCUCCGCCUUCAAAGCGUCGAAAACCGUCGCCUUCAAUACCCGAUACAGAGACCAUGAACCUCGCGAAACAUCUUUCAUCGCGCAGUACCACCGACAACAUCCGCAUCUUCGCCUGGAACAUCAACGGCAUCUCCCCCUUCGUCCAAUCCGCAAAGCCCAUAACAUCCUUCUUCCCACGCACCAGCGUCUCCACCGCCCCUCCAAAACGCUCUAACGGUACCCAAGCCCCUCGAGUCCCCUCUAUUAUCCCCACCGCCUCCCUCCGCGCCUUCCUCCGCCGCCACAACUGGCCCCACGCCCUCCUCCUCCAAGAAGUAAAAAUCAGCCCCAAAGACGAGCGCACCAAGCGUGCCGUACAGGCUGCGAUCAACGCUUCCGCCGACGAAGAUGGAGGGCCGAGCUACACAGCGCACUUCACGCUCCCGCGCGACCCGCACAACGCGAAAGGUUUCGGCGGGAAGCUCUACGGCGUCGCCUCCCUCCUGCGCGAUGACUUCUGCCGCCACAGAGGCGUGAGAGUCAGGGACGUGGACUGGGACCUCGAAGGCCGGCUCCACGUCAUUGAGACAAAAGACCAGCUCGCUAUCUUCAACAUCUAUGCUGUCAAUGGGACAGACAGCGCUUAUCGGAGUCCCGAGACGGGCGCGGUGGUGGGCACGCGCCAUGAUCGCAAGCUCGCCUUUCACGCGCUGCUGCUCGAGGAGUGUAGAAGGAUGGAGCUGGAGGGGUGGAGGGUGGUGCUUGCGGGGGAUUUCAACGUUGCGCGUGCGAGGAUCGAUGGGUGGCCGAAUCUGAGGGAGUGGCCGCGACAGCACUGCGUCAAUCGUGCGGACUUCAAUGCCAAGUUUUUUGAGGACGAGGUGGGGUUACGAGCGGUGGAUGUGUGGCGCGAGCUGAAGGGGGAUGAGAAGGCGUAUACGUAUUAUCCUAGAGGAGUGGCAUGGGGCAGCAGUUGCGAUAGAGUGGACUAUGCUAUAGUGAGUAGGAAGUUGGUGGAGGAGGGCGGACUGGUUGACACUGGGAUCCUGAAUAGCCCAGCCGAGAGAGGACCGAGCGAUCACGUACCGCUUUGGGUGGAGGUGAGAGUGCCGAGGGAAGAGGACGAUCGUGAGAACCGCAGUGGUGCUAAUCGAGAGUAUGAGUCAACUCGGUAG
Coniosporium apollinis CBS 100218 is the source of this 1173-nucleotide messenger RNA. RefSeq lists its product as uncharacterized. NCBI's taxonomy places the organism in Eukaryota, Fungi, Ascomycota, Dothideomycetes. Gene Ontology annotation, biological process: base-excision repair. Gene Ontology annotation, cellular component: nucleus. The coding region runs from base 1 to 1173 and encodes 390 amino acids. Gene Ontology annotation, molecular function: phosphoric diester hydrolase activity; double-stranded DNA 3'-5' DNA exonuclease activity; DNA-(apurinic or apyrimidinic site) endonuclease activity. The record is from RefSeq and is a predicted model, not a curated record. The transcript has a single exon.